Sesamum indicum (sesame) is the source of this 1868-nucleotide messenger RNA. RefSeq lists its product as uncharacterized. The record is from RefSeq and is a predicted model, not a curated record. Gene Ontology annotation, cellular component: endoplasmic reticulum tubular network. Gene Ontology annotation, biological process: endoplasmic reticulum tubular network organization. Lineage: Eukaryota; Viridiplantae; Streptophyta; Magnoliopsida; Lamiales; Pedaliaceae.
UUUCAAGAGAAGAGGACUCCUUUUUAUUCUCUUUAGGAACGAAAAAAAUGUUUUGAUGUUUUCCAUCUCCAAGUCCUCAUCAUUUUGGUAGAAGAAGGCAUUUGAAAUUUUCAUUCUGCUAUUGAAAUGAUUCUCUCUCGUCCUAAACCCAUUUCCCAACCUCGCCCUCCAACGGUGAAUCAAAGUUAAGGAAGGCGCUACUCGACUAUGAGACCAGCAUUUAUCUCUGUUUGUAGUUGUUUGUGGUAGGCAAUCCGUUGUUGCAUGGUUAUCAGACUUAAUGGCGAGAGGGGUAUGAAAUAAGGGAGAAGAAGAAUUUUAAGAAGGAGUAGUCUAACCUUGGCAAUGGGGGCGCUUAGGUGGGGGAUCAUUUGAAAAGACUACGUCUUGCGGUGAGGGAAAGGGGAAUCAUCAAUUUAUUAAUUCCAACCUACGGAAAACUAAGGUAAUGUGAAGCUGGCAUGUAAUGUGCAGAAAUGGCUGAAGAAUCUAAGAAUGAUGCCGCGGAGUCUAUGAAAUCUACAAAUACUGAGAUUAAGAGGACUAAGAAGAAGAAGGGAGUGCUGUCAGGAUUAUGGGGUGCAUUAUUUGGAGCACAUGGGGACGAUUUUGAGAAGAGGUUGCGACAUAUAUCUAAAGAAGAGGCUGCUAUUAUGGCUAGAAUUACAAGGCGUUCUCAUAAUCAUCGGAGAAGGACUAGGCAUCUGAUUACUUUUUCUGUUAUCUUUGAGGUAAUUGCAGUCGGUUAUGCUAUCAUAACCACAAGAUCUAUAGACUUGAACUGGAAGAUGAGGGCAUCACGAGUCUCACCUAUGUUUCUUUUUCCAGCAUUAUCUUACAUUACUUAUUCAGUGCUUAGAAGCUUCUCAAGGAUGUGUGACCAGAAGGACCACAAGACUUUGGAAAAGCUUCAGGCUGAGAGGCAAACCAAAAUAAAUGAACUAAAGGAGAAGACAAAUUACUACACUACUCAACAGCUAAUACAGAGGUAUGAUCCUGAUCCAGCAGCCAAGGCAGCAGCUGCCACGGUGCUCGCUUCCAAGUUGGGUGCAGAUUCUGGUCUGAAACUAUAUGUGGCGGAUGAUUCUAACCUUAGUGAUCCUACUGGAAAGAGCAAUGAUGUACAAGUUGCAAGAACUACUGGACUACGCCAAAGAAGGGCGUCUCACUCAAAGACCAAUAGCAUCGAAAGUGGAUCAAUUCUUUAUGCUGAAGAAGAAAUGCUUAACAAUGUUGGAGAUGAGGAUGGCGGCGUGUCUCAACAACACCCAUUGGUUAUGAACCAUCACCCUCAAACGGGUUUGAGCUCAAACAACGGAGGAUGGAUUGCUCGACUUGCCGCAUUGCUUGUGGGAGAGGAUCCAACCCAAUCAUAUGCACUUAUAUGCAGAAACUGCCAUAUGCACAACGGGCUUGCAAGGAAGGAGGACUUUCCGUACAUCACUUACUACUGUCCGCAUUGCAAUGCUUUGAAUGGGCCAAAGCAACCAGAGGAUCGCCUUUCUGCUUCCAAUUCCCCGACUAUGACCUCCUUGGCAACUCUGGAGGGUGCAGAAGGUGUACUUGUAAAUAAGGUAUGUAGUCCAGGUGGUAUGACUGGGGAUAAUAAGGUUUCUGUGAGCGGUAGUCAUGUAGCUACUACUGUGGGAUAAAGUUGAAUUUGUAUUUAUCGGUGGAUCAAUCGAUUUAUAGGAGAGUUUGUAUGCGUGUAGGCAUUGAUCCUUCCUCAUCAAAAUACCGAACACAAAAUGGUUGUUAGAAUUUGUGAUUGCAGAAACGAGUGAGGUUCCCCUUUGCAGUUUGUGCAACACAAAGUGUUGUGAUCAUUACUUGGACGGAAGGUUAUGUAGAGACUUUGUUUGUAUUUA